Molecule: messenger RNA, 579 nt
Organism: Vicia faba (fava bean)
Lineage: Eukaryota; Viridiplantae; Streptophyta; Magnoliopsida; Fabales; Fabaceae
Source: the annotation of a GenBank genome assembly
AUGGAAAAUCAACCACAACUCUCUGCAACCGCCAUUAUCAGCCCUCAAUACUGUGCUCCAGCUACACAUCCGGUUGAUUUGAUAAUCACAAAGGAGAGAACUUUGAGAGAUAGCUUCACUAUCACAGACACCAACAACAACGUUGUUUUCACAGUCAAAAGUUCUCUUGUAACCAUCGUAACAUCCCAUGAACACCGGUUCCUAUGUGAUGCUAACGGAAAUCCUAUUAUUCAUCUUCGUAGAUCGCUGACAGCAACAAAUGAUACUUGGAAAGCAUUUAGAGGUGAAAGUGAAGAGUCAAAGGAUCUUAUCUUUACUAGGAAGCUAUCAUCAUUGAUUCAGCUAAGGACUAAGUUAAAUGUGUUUUUGGCAAAUAAUAGUACACAAGAUUGUGAUUUCACUGUCAAAGCAAAUUUAUCUCAAAGUUCUUGGAAAGUUUACAUUGGAAAUUCAGACAAUCUUGUUGCUCAGAUAAAGAAGAAGCUUGGCACUAUCUUUAGCAGGGAAAAGUACAUGGUCAAUGUGUCUCCCAACAUGGAUUAUGCAUUCAUUGUGGCUCUAGUUGUGACCCUUGACUAA